AUGGACAAAGAGCAACAUUCGAAGUCGACUGCUAGUGGAUCUUCUUCAUCGUCCACAACAAAUAAACCAAAGAAAACAUCAUCAUCAUCAUCAUCAUCAUCAUCAACAGCAGCAUCAGUGUCAACGAUGGGCAGAAGUGCUGCGCUUCCUCAACCUGCUCGUCGAAUUAUUCAGAAUUUUCUUCUCGUCUGGCUCGAUGCCAAUAUUGACGAGUCAAAGGAAGAUUUUCAAAAUUCGUUAAAACAUUUACGACGAAUUGUAGCAUCCAUUACAACAUUCACCGAUGCUCACCAAUGUUUCGAUUAUCUUAGUGGUAUUACAAAGGAAAAGGCAUUUAUGAUCAUAUCGGGUUCACUUGGACAGAAAAUAGCACCAGAAAUGGAAGCCAUACCACAAUUAGAAUCCGUGUAUGUUUUCUGUAGUAAUCCAUCUUACUAUGAACAAUGGGCCAAUAAGGUACCGAAGAUCAAAGGUGUAUACACAAAAAUUGAACCAAUUUGUAAAGCCCUAGAAAUUGAUCGACAACGAUGUGAUCAAGCUAUGAUCUCGGUUAGUUUUAAUGGCCUCGAUCCUCUGUUCAUGUAUACACAAUUGUUAAAGGAAGCACUAUUAGAAAUCGAAGAUGACGAUAGAAAAUCUCUCAAAGAUCUGGCUAGAUAUUGUCGUGAACAGGAUGAUAUUCUUGAAGAUCAAAUUAAACAAGUUGAAAAUGAAUAUCGUAAUCAUACGCCAAUAUGGUGGUAUACAGCCGAGACUUUUAUAUAUCCUAUGCUUAAUCGUGGUCUUCGAGUCAUGAAUGUCGAUAUCAUAAUGAAAUUGGGGUUUUUCAUCCGACAUUUACACAAUCAUAUUACGGAAUUACAUCGUGAACAAGAAAACAACAUGCCAAAACAUUUUCAAGUCUUUCGGGGACAAGGUUUGUCCUUGGAAGAUUUUGAAAAAAUGAAAAAAACUACAGGAGGACUUAUGUCCUUCAAUAAUUUUCUAUCAACAAGUCGCAAUCGCAAUAUUUCACUGGAAACCUUUGCACGACCAGCAACAAAGAAACCCAAUUCGGUUGGCAUUCUGUUCAUUAUGAACAUUGACACGACUAUUUGCAAAAAUUCAUUAACACCAUUUGCUGAAGUAAGCCAAGUUGGCUACUACAAAAAUCAAGAAGAAGAAAUACUUUUUGCGACACAUACAAUUUUCCGAAUCGAUCACAUUAAACGAAUUGAAGACAAAAAUAUUGAUCGCUUAUGGCAAGUUAAUCUUACUCUUGUGGGUAAUCAAGAUGAUGACUUUAACAAACUCACAGCACAUCUACGAGAAGAGUUCAAGAAGCACACAGGAUGGGAACGACUGGGUUUCAUACUUUUCAAACUGGGUGAAUACCCAAAAUCAGAACAACUCUACCAGAUUCUCCUCGCAAAGGCAACUUCCGAUCGAGAUAAGGCGGCAUACAAUCAUCAACUUGGCUGGAUAUAUGAUGAUAUGGGUGACUAUUCACAAGCACUUUCAUAUUACGAAAAAUCACUGAACACCUACAAGAAAAUUCUCCCUCCAAAUGAUAUCGGUUUAGCUUGGCCCUACAACAACAUCGGUAAUGUGUAUGAUAACAUGGGCGAGUACUCGAAAGCACUUUCAUCGCACGAGCGAGCACUUGAAAUCCGAAAAAUAGCUCUCCCUCCGAAUCAUCUCGACUUGGCUACUUCCUACAAUAACAUCGGUUUGGUGUAUUAUAACAUGGGCGAGUACUCGAAAGCACUUGCAUCGUACGAACGAUCACUUGAAAUCCGAAAAAUAGCUCUACCUCCGAAUCAUCCCGACUUGGCUGCUUCCUACAACAACAUCGGUUUGGUGUAUUAUAACAUGGGCGAGUACUCGAAAGCACUUUCAUCGCACGAACGAUCACUUGAAAUCCGAAAAAUAGGUCUCCCUCCGAAUCAUCCCGACUUGGCUUCUUCCUACAACAACAUCGGUUUGGUGUAUGAUAACAUGGGCGAGUACUCGAAAGCACUUUCAUAUUACGAAAAAGCACUACAAAUCAAGAAAAUUGCUCUUCCCCCUGCACAUCCAAGUACUGCACGCACAGAAAGAAACAUUGAACUUCUGAAAAAGAAAAUGUAA
Rotaria sordida is the source of this 2109-nucleotide messenger RNA. The record is from the annotation of a GenBank genome assembly. Lineage: Eukaryota; Metazoa; Rotifera; Eurotatoria; Philodinida; Philodinidae.